Penicillium maclennaniae is the source of this 3159-nucleotide messenger RNA. RefSeq names its product putative zinc metalloprotease. Lineage: Eukaryota; Fungi; Ascomycota; Eurotiomycetes; Eurotiales; Aspergillaceae. The transcript is spliced from 3 exons. The coding region runs from base 1 to 3159 and encodes 1052 amino acids. Gene Ontology annotation, molecular function: metal ion binding. The record is from RefSeq and is a predicted model, not a curated record.
AUGUCGCCCUCGGCGCAACAGAGUCACUUCAAGCUACUUCAGCAGUUUAAGCCGGACUACUCGCCGAGUGAAUUCACUGAAUAUGAGUCUCAGCGUACGGGCAUGCGGGUGGUUGUCAUCGACCAGCCUGGUCCUAAGGUCAAUGGCUACUUUGUGCUUGCUACUGAGAUUCACGAUGACUCAGGGGCUCCUCAUACUCUAGAGCAUCUCUGUUUCAUGGGUUCUCGCAACUUUCGCUAUAAGGGCUUCCUCGACAAGCUAGCUACCCGUGUUUACUCCAACACCAAUGCAUGGACUGCCACCGACCAUACUGCGUACACUCUUGAUACAGCUGGCUGGGAAGGCUUUGCCCGCAUUCUGCCUAUUUACCUCGAGCAUGUGAUUGCCCCUACACUUACCGAUGAGGGUUGCUACACUGAAGUAUUCCACAUCGAUGGCUCUGGAAAUGAUGCCGGCGUAGUGUACUCCGAGAUGCAGGGUGUGCAGAACAAUGCCGCUGAACUGAUUGACCUGGCUGCCCGUCGCCUGAUUUACCCCGAGGGCAACGGCUUCCGGUAUGAGACUGGGGGUAUGAUGGAACAACUCCGUGUCUUGUCUGCUGAGCGCAUCAGAGAAUUUCACCGUGAGAUGUACCAGCCCAAGAACUUGUGCUUGGUCAUCACCGGUGAGGUGGACCAGAACAACAUGUUGGAUAUCUUGGACAAAUUUGAAGAAACAAUCAUGGAUGUCAUUCCUAGCCCAGAUGCGCCCUUUAAGAGGCCUUGGACCGAUUCCAAGCAGGUGCCUGCCCUGCAGAAGUCGAUCAUUGAGAGGGUGGAGUUUCCCGAAGAGGACGAGUCGUUUGGUGAAAUCGAGAUCCGCUUUUUGGGUCCGGAUUGCACCGACCCCAUUCAAUCUGGUGCUAUGAAUGUCGCCCUUUUGUACUUGGCUGGUUCAUCUGCGUCUCUGCUCGAGAACGCUAUAGUCGAAAAGGAACAGAUUGCCAGUGCGGUCUAUUAUGCUACCGAAGACCACCCGAGCAUCGAGGUCCGCUUUACGUUAACCAGUGUUGAGACAGAGAAACUCGAGCAGGUUGAGAAGAGGUUCUUCGAGAUCUUACAGGAUGCUAUGAAGAAGGAGCUCGAUAUGAAGUAUCUCAAAGAGUGCAUUGACCGCCAGCGCCGUACUUGGAAGUUCUCGACUGAGUCUUCUGCCUCGUCCUUCGCGGAGUAUGUCAUUUCAGACUUCCUGUUUGGAAAGCGUGACGGCUCCACCAUGCGUGAUGUCGCUUCUCUGAAGAGGUACGACGCACUUGAGAACUGGACGGAGGAUGAGUGGCGAUCAUUCAUCAAGAAGUGGAUCGCAGAUGCACCUCACGUUUCUAUUCUGGGUGUCCCAUCCCUGAAGCUGUCUGAAAAGCUGAAAAAUGACGAGGAAGCUCGCGUUGCUGCUCAAAAGGAGCGUCUUGGCGAAAAGGGCCUGAAGGAGCUUGCCGACAAGCUUGAGAAGGCCAAGGCUGAAAACGACAAGGAGAUCCCGAAGGAUUUGCUGGCUGCCUUUGGAAUCCCCGGCGCCGAAUCUAUUCAUUUCAUGAACACUACCACGGCCCUGUCAGGCGCUGCUCUAAAGGCUGGACGCCCUAAUCACGAGAUCCAGAAGAUCAUUGAUGCCGAUGAUUCGAGCCUGCCCCUUUUCAUACACUUCGAGCACAUUCCAAGUAGCUUUGUGCAAAUGUCCGUCCUCAUAUCUGCACAGUCUGUUCCUGUCCAGCUGCGUCCUCUGCUGUCCGUGUACACUGAGGCAUUCUUCAACAUACCCGUUGAGCGUGAUGGUAAGACCAUCGACUUCGAGCAGGUGGUUGUGGAGCUUGAGAAGGAUACCGUUGGCUAUUUCAUGGAAACUGCCCGCGUUCUUGGAAACUCCGAGAUGCUGCGUGUGUCCUUCCAGGUUGAGCGCGAGAAGUAUGAGACUGCCAUUGCCUGGAUUCAGGAGAUUACCUGGAACUCCAUCUUCGACGUCGAGAGGCUCCGCGCCAUCACCUCUCGACUUCUGGCCGAUGUUCCUGACUCUAAGCGCAGCGGCGAGGAUAUGCUUGCCGCGGUGCAUGUCAUGAUUCAUUAUGCCGAGGAGUCUAUUACUCGGGCGCGUAGCACCUUGGUCAAGGCCCGCUACCUCAAGCGCGUCAAGCGUUUGCUAGCUGAGAAGCCCGAGGAGAUCGUCAGCCGCAUGGAGGAGAUCCGCAAGUCGCUGUUCCAGCCUGACAAUGUCCGAGUCGUUGUGUUUGCCGAUCUUGAAAAGCUUACCAAGCCCGUCUCAGCUUGGAAGCCCUUCGCUGAGCGUCUGGGCACCAGCACCGAUCUAAAGCCUAUUACAAAGAGGCGCGACCUACUGAGCGGUGCGGGCAAGAAUCUCGGUGGCAAGUCUUUCAUCGUUCCCAUGCCUACCGUCGACUCCUCCUUCGCCUACGCCACUGCCCGAGGCCUGGACUCAUAUGAUGACGCCAAGCUCCCGGCAGCUAUGGUGGCCAUUGCAUACAUGAAUGCAGUUGAGGGUCCUCUCUGGGUCGCUGUCCGUGGCAAGGGUCUGGCGUACGGUACCAACUUUGCUUAUAACAUUGAUACCGGUGUCGUCAACUUCGACGUGUAUCGGUCUCCCAACGCUCACAAGGCCUUCGAGGCCAGCAAGCAGAUUGUUGAAGACCACCUUUCUGGAGCUUCGCCUUUCGAUCCUCUUAUGCUGGAGGGUGCUAUCAGCAGCAUCGUUGUUGGUUAUGCCAAUGAGCAAAUGACCGCUGCUAUGGCGGCGCAGGACAGCUUCAUCCGCCAGGUCGUGCGCAAUCUGCCUGCUGACUAUAAGGAGAAGAUGCUCAAGAAGGUCCGGAGUAUCAGUGUGGACGAGGUUAAGGAUGCUCUUCGAGAGAUCAUUCUGCCGCUAUUUGAUCCCAAGACGGCUAACCUUGUCGUCACCUGUGGCAAUGUUCUGGAAGAGCCUCUCAAGCAAGGUUUCGAGGCCUUCGGUUUCGCCCCGGUGGUCCAGCCCCUCAAGGAAUUCGAGGAUGACUACGGCCUCAAGCUCGACGGUGACGAAGAGGAAGACGAGGAUGAUGAUGACGAGGAAGACUCCGAAGACGAAAGCGGCUCCGAGGAAGGGGACAGUGACGAAGAAAUGGAUGACGAGUAA